Molecule: messenger RNA, 2094 nt
Organism: Lotus japonicus
Lineage: Eukaryota; Viridiplantae; Streptophyta; Magnoliopsida; Fabales; Fabaceae
Product: probable beta-1,3-galactosyltransferase 2
Exons: 11
Coding region: 540-1754 (404 amino acids)
Cellular component (GO): Golgi membrane
Molecular function (GO): hexosyltransferase activity
Source: RefSeq, a predicted model, not a curated record
UUGCACUGCACAUGGUGAUGGUGUGGUGAGACCAGAGAGAUGAAAGAGAGAAAGAAAGGUUGGUUUAUCUGGCAAGGCUCAUGGUUACGUAGGGAGAGGGCAUUAAUGUCAGAACAAGAAACUGUCACUGAAUUUUCCCAUUAAAGAACAUUACAGCCGACAGAGACAACAUGGGCAUUAUGGUAAUAUAAAAACUGGUCGGUUAACAAGUCUCUUCACUUGUGUUCAACGUCCCUCACCACACCACACCUCACCUUGGAACACAGAACUCACAAACCAAACCAAACUUUACAUCAUUGGAUAAAAGCUAAGCAACAAACAAAACCAUUUGUUAAAGACAGAGCAUCUAUCUUCCUCUGUUCUGUUCUGUUCUGUUUUUGCUCUGUUCAGAUUCUCUCUCUUUUUGUGUCCCUCUCCUACCCCAUCUUCUUCUUCUUGCUUCAAAGGACCACUUUGCUUUCAAUAACCCAGUUUUGCAUUUGGGGUUUGCCUCUUGAAUUGAGAGAGAAAUCAAAAAGUGUUUUUUAAAGAAAAAGUUGAUGACUUGGAAAAGCAGGGGAGAGGCAUCUUCUAGAAACGUUAUACACCAGAGAUGGGCACUUUUCUUGUGCCUUGGAAGCUUCUGUACUGGGAUGCUAUUCACUAAUAGGAUAUGGAGUGUUCCUGAAUCUAAAGGACUUGCAAGACCAACAGCUACAGAAGCUGAUCAAUUGAAUGUAGUUUCAGAGGGUUGCAAUUCGAGAGUUUUGCAAGAGAUGGAAAUGAAGCGCGAAUAUAGUGAAGAUUUCAAGAGUCAUAACUCCAUACAAAAUUUGGACAAGACUAUUUCAAAUUUAGAGAUGGAAUUGGCUGCUGCAAGGGCAACUCAAGAGUCUGUAAGAAGUGGUGCUCCUGUUCCAGAAGAUAUAAGGAUUAGUGAUCAGUCACCGCGUAAGAGAAAGUACCUUAUGGUGAUAGGUAUUAAUACUGCAUUUAGCAGCAGGAAAAGAAGAGACUCGGUUCGGGAAACCUGGAUGCCGCAAGGUGAGAAAAGAAAGAAGCUAGAAGAAGAGAAGGGCAUUAUCUUCCGCUUUGUAAUUGGACAUAGUGCUACAUCAGGAGGUAUUCUAGACAGAGCUAUUGAAGCAGAGGACAGAAAGCAUGGAGAUUUCUUGAGGCUGAAUCAUGUUGAAGGAUACCUUGAAUUGUCCGCAAAGACAAAAACAUACUUUGCCACCGCUGUGAACUUAUGGGAUGCUGAUUUCUAUGUCAAAGUUGAUGAUGAUGUUCAUGUAAAUAUAGCAACACUGGGGGAAACUCUAGUUAGACACCGAUCAAAGCCGCGGGUAUACAUUGGAUGCAUGAAAUCCGGUCCUGUCCUAUCCCAAAAAGGGGUAAGGUAUCAUGAACCUGAGUAUUGGAAAUUUGGCGAAUCUGGAAACAAGUACUUCCGCCAUGCCACAGGGCAGUUAUAUGCCAUUUCAAACGAUUUGGCAACCUACAUAUCAAUGAACCAGAAUGUUCUUCACAAGUAUGCCAAUGAGGAUGUGUCACUAGGAUCUUGGUUUAUUGGACUUGAUGUGGAGCAUAUUGAUGAUCGAAGACUUUGCUGCGGCACUCCUCCAGAUUGUGAAUGGAAGGCCCAGGCAGGCAACAUUUGUGUUGCUUCAUUUGAUUGGAGCUGCAGUGGAAUAUGCAGGUCAGCUGAUAGGAUUAAAGAGGUACAUAGGAGGUGUGGGGAAGGUGAGAAUGCUUUGUGGAGUGCCUCUUUCUAACUCAGGAAGAUUACUACCCCAGAAAGAAAGCAAGCCUGCAAGAUUUUUUUUCUUUUUUUCCAUAUUUUUGUCCAGUAUAUAGAUGUAUCAAUCAUUUUAUAAGGAGUGAGAGAGUGUGUGAGGGAGAGAGGGAAUGGUUGCCCCCAUGGACCUUCUGCAAUUUUAAGAGGAGAUUGACCAUGGUAGCACUAGCCAGAAGAGGACACACAUGGUAUAGUCAACAUUCAUUCUUUGAUGCUUGAAGGGUCAUUCUGUUUGUUAAUAGUUCUAUGGCUUUCAAGUUUCAAGCUCCUAAUAAAGAUAUAAUGGGUGGCUUUUGCUACCCUUCUUUGUGCCUGAA